Messenger RNA from Gastrolobium bilobum, 2029 nucleotides. RefSeq lists its product as uncharacterized. Gene Ontology annotation, molecular function: protein binding. NCBI's taxonomy places the organism in Eukaryota, Viridiplantae, Streptophyta, Magnoliopsida, Fabales, Fabaceae. The record is from RefSeq and is a predicted model, not a curated record. The transcript has 8 exons. The coding region runs from base 292 to 1734 and encodes 480 amino acids.
UCUUUCGUGUUAUCUUUUUUACUUUUUAUUUUAAGCAGUGUCCGAGUCAGAUUCCAAAUUCAGAGUUUUGAGACUGCGAUCGACGCCCCAUUGAAUUCUUGGUGGACUUCAUUCUUCUUCUUCUUCUUCUUAUUCCUCUUUUUCUUUUUUCCCCCUUCACUCUCACAUACACACCUUUCAAUUCUUGCUUCUAACUGAUAAAACCCUAAUCUUCCUCCUCUUCCUUUUGGGGACAGAAGAUUUUAGGGUUCCUACUCUUGAGUCGUGGGCUGAUGCUCUUAUUUUGAGGAUAUGGAAAGUGGAAGGAGGAUUACGGUGAGCCCUCGCCCUCGCUGCUGGCGGAGAGUGCUUGCGAGGAGGAGGCCGCGUCGACUUGGGGCAGUUGAUGGGUUCGUGAACAGCGUCAAGAAGCUUCAGAGGCGUGAAAUCAGCUCCAAGCGUGAUCGCGCUUUCAGCAUGACAGAUGCUCAGGAGAGAUUCCGGAAUAUUCGUUUACAGGAAGAAUAUGAUACACAUGAUCCAAAAGGUCCUUCAUCUAUGGUAUUGCCGUUUCUGAGAAAAAGAUCGAAGAUCAUAGAGAUUGUAGCAGCACAGGACAUUGUUUUUGCUCUUGCACAAUCUGGUGUUUGUGCAGCAUUUAGCCGAGAGACCAAUGAAAGGAUAUGCUUUUUGAAUGUCAGUCCUGAUGAAGUUAUAAGAAGUCUGUUUUAUAACAAAAAUAAUGACUCGCUUAUCACAGUUUCUGUCUAUGCUUCAGACAGUUACAGUUCUUUGAGAUGCAGAAGCACAAGAAUUGAAUACAUAAGGAGGGGUAAACCAGAUGCUGGCUUUCCUCUUUUUGAAUCCGAGUCUCUAAAGUGGCCAGGUUUCGUUGAGUUUGAUGAUGUAAAUGGGAAGGUACUCACGUACUCUGCACAGGAUAGCAUAUACAAGGUAUUUGACCUGAAAAACUAUACGAUGUUGUACUCCAUUUCUGAUAAAAAUGUCCAAGAGAUUAAGAUCAGUCCCGGGAUCAUGUUGUUGAUUUUUGCUAAAGCAAGUAGCCAUGUCCCGCUUAAAAUCCUUUCAAUCGAAGAUGGUACUGUUUUGAAAUCAUUCAACCAUCUCCUUUAUCGGAAUAAGAAGGUGGAUUUUAUUGAACAGUUCAAUGAAAAGCUACUUGUCAAGCAAGAAAAUGAGAACCUCCAAAUUCUUGACGUGCGGACUUUUGAGCUAACUGAAGUUAGCAGAAGUGAAUUUAUGACACCAUCUGCAUUUAUCUUUCUAUAUGAGAACCAAUUAUUCCUGACAUUUCGAAAUCGGACUGUGGCUGUGUGGAACUUCCGUGGAGAGCUUGUAACUUCUUUUGAGGAUCACCUCUUGUGGCAUCCUGACUGCAAUACAAACAAUAUAUAUAUAACCAGUGACCAGGAUCUUAUCAUAUCCUACUGCAAAGCUGAUUCUGAUGAUUCAUUGUCUGAAGGAAAUGCAGGCUCCAUUAAUGUCAGCAACAUUUUAACUGGCAAGUGUCUUGCCAAAAUAAGAGCAAGCAAUAGCUUUCUGGAGGACAAAUGCUGUUGCAGUGACAAUACUUCAGGGAGCAGUUGUAAUUCAAGGAAGCGAAAGCAUGUAUCCAAAAUGAGGAGCACAGUUGCAGAAGCCUUGGAAGAUAUUACUGCUCUCUUCUAUGAUGAAGAGCGCAAUGAGAUCUAUACGGGCAAUAGGCACGGUCUAGUUCAUGUGUGGUCUAAUUGAUGUAUUGUUGAGUUUACUGUUGCCCUGUGUUUUCUAAUUGGCUGUUCUUGUGUACGUUGAUUGACCUGAUCUGCUAUGAGAACUUUCGGCAGCUGUAACCAUUAAGUGUUCUUGUAUCAUUCAUUUUUUUUUUCUUGUCAUGUAAGCCUUAGGCGAGUUUGUUCUGUAGUUAGACAAAUCUGUACGAAGUGAUAUUCUAUGCUGGUAACUCACCACAUGUUGCUUUUGCUGUAAUCUAUAUAUAUAUUGACAUUUAAUGUAGCGUUUUCGAUGGAGUGAAAUAUGUGAAAAAUGC